AAAGCUAUGCUUUGAAUCCUCAGUCCAUCCGCCUUCUGGCAACUCGAAACGCUGCGGAGGAAGAUGGCGACGGAGCCUACUCCCCCCUCCGCCGACCUGCACCACGACACUGAGGACAGAUAUCAAAAGAUAGAAGGAAGAAGACACCGUUCUAUUUUUGAACUAUCAUCAGACUUCUUCGAUUCGUGUCGCAUCCUCCGGACUCCCUUCGCAUCGCCACUCUCGGUUGCUCAAAAACUCGAAAACCUCUCUGUAAAAAAUGAAUGCGAUAUCGUCGUGGACGAGAAGAUCGAGAGUGAAGAUAAGAUAUCAGAAAUUAACAGCAUCGUCACCAAUAAUACAAUGCGAAGAUGGUCUUGCAAUACUUGCAAAGCUGAAUUCGAGUCUCUCAUUGACCAGCGCUCUCAUUUCAAGUCCGACAUUCAUAGGCUAAACAUAAAACUAAGUAUUGCGGGAAAAGACACGAUAAGGGAAGAGGAUUUUGAUGAUGGAACCCAAGAUUCUUUAUGCAAAGAUUUCGACGUGUCAAGUAUAUCAGCAUCCGAUGAUGAUGAAGAAAGAGAAACAGUUGUCAGAAAUGACAUUUGUUGUGGAUUGGGCGGCAAUGUUAAAAAUAAACUGUUCAUACUAUUGCAGACUGGAGAGAUAGUUUCUCUGUGGAAACCUUUACUUAUGAAGGAGUCAGUUCCCAUUUUAUUUGAGAAUGAUAAACCAUUUGCGACAAAUGCCAACGAUGCCAAAAUCUCACAGUACUUGAAGGAAAGGGAAGUUAGUGAAAGGCUCAAGUAUUUAAUCCAUAAAUCAAGAGAUAAUACUCCGUUAAGGGUUGUUUUGCUUGCAAGAGGUGGGCACUUUGCAGGUUGUGUCUUUGACGGCAAUUCUGUUGUGGCUCAUAAAACAUUUCACAGGUAUGUUAUUCGAGCUAAAGCUGGUAAAAAGCAAUCAUCAAAGGAUGGGAGUGGGAAGAUUGCACACUCUGCUGGAGCAUCACUUCGUCGUCAUAAUGAACUUGCACUCAAAAGGGAAAUUCAAGAAUUGCUGGCUGCGUGGAAGCCUUAUUUUACUAAUUCAUCUUGUGUUUUUGUACAUGCCCCCUCAAACAAUCGCCAACUGUUCUUUGAUGGGAACAUACCAUAUUUUUCCUGUCAGCAGACUGCCAUUAGGAAUGUUCCUUUGACAGUUCGGAGGCCUACCUUGAAGGAGGCUCGAAGAAUAUAUAACUUAUUGACUCAAAUUUCCUUUGAGGUUAAUGAAGAAGCUUCCCUUAACAUAGAAGUGGGCUCAUCGCUAAGUCAAAACACUUGUAAUAGUGGCUUUGCUGAGGUGAUAAAAGAAGCAGGACAAAAUUCUGAGAGUAAGGAAAUUACUGAUCAAUGUAUCAAUGGAGGUCCCAGUAUAUCAAGUGAGAGUGGAGGUGAAAGUGAAAAUGAGAUCAACGGGGUUACUACAUCUUUACAUGAAGCAGCUAAGUCUGGCAAUGUUAAAGAGGUUUUGGACCUUCUAGAACAGGGUAUGGAUCCAUGCAUUAAGAACGAGAGAGGCCGAACUCCAUAUAUGCUUGCGACUGAGAAAGAAGUGAGAAACACUUUUAGACGGUUUAUGGCAUCAAACCCUGAUAAGUGGGACUGGGGUGCUGCAAAGGUGCCUUGUGCAUUGACAAUAGAAAUGGAAGAAUCUCAAGCAGCUAAACAGGCAGAGAAAGAUGCCAAGAAAAAAGCAAGGGCAAAAGAGCUUAAGAAAUUGCGUAAAGCAAGACAAAAGAAGGCACAGGCUGAGGCUAAUGAAUCAAAUAUUGCUUCAAUCAAGUCAGAAGGUCAACGGCUUGGUUCCAUCUCUACUCCUGGUGGAGCAUCUCGAUCUAGUGUCUCAACAAAGCUGUCUAAAGAGGAGGAACUAAAAAGGGCUCAAGAUGCUGAAAGAGAAAAGAGAGCAGCUGCAGCUGAGAGAAGAAUGGCAGCAGCGGGUGUGGUUGAUCUUAGAUCUUGCAACACAUCUGGAGCUGACAUCUUUUGUUCUUGCUGCAAUGUUUCACUAACGGAUUGCUCAAUCGGCAGCUGCGAUCAAGAAAGCCCCGGCCGGUAGUUAGGGCAUCUCUGGAUUCCGCGCCAUAUCUAUGAGUCAGUUGCUGAAUGACAUCGGAAGAUGAUGAAGGCAGACGAAAACCCGACGAGUCCAUUGGCGUUAACCUCGAAGCUCGACCCGAAAUCGGACCCUCCUUUGAAAGACCACCCGUCUUCACCGAACCCCGUCAUCAACGGCUCCCGUCUCCGGUCCAGUAAACUCAACAAAUGCAGUGAGCGUUCUCCGCCUCGCAGGAACCCUCAAACUGCCGAGGAAUUCGUACUCUCUGUCGCCUCCAAGUACGCGUCUCAGCCUCUUCAGAACUCCGAUCCUGACGUUUGGGGUGUACUCACAGCCAUUUCGGAUAAGGCUCGCAAGCGUAACCAGGGAAUAAAUAUACUUUUGACAUCUAGAGAACACUGCAUUGGCCGUUUGGUAGGAGAUGCUCGUUUCCAAGUUUUAUCCCCAGCUGUUAGUGCCACACAUUGCAAGAUCUAUAGAAAGACAGUCGCUAAUGAAGACUCAGAGCAUGGGACUUCUGUUUUUCUGAAAGAUACUAGCACAAAUGGGACGUACCUCAACUGGUUAAAAUUGAAUAAAGGUUUCCCUGAUGCUAUACUUCGGCAUGGAGACAUCAUAUCCAUUGCAUUUGCUCCACAUCAUGAACUUGCAUUUGCCUUUGUAUUUCGAGAAGUUUUCAAGACUAAUUCAUCAACCGAUGCUGCAGCUCUUAAGAGAAAAGCAGAUGAAUUUGGCUGUGACAACAAGAGACUUAAGGGAAUAGGCAUCGGUACUCCUGAAGGUCCAAUUUCUCUGGAUGAUUUCCGUAGCCUUCAACGGUCAAACACGGAAUUGAGGAAACAACUAGAGGAUCAAGUUGAAAGAAUUGAGGCUUUGCGCAAUGAAAAUCGUGCAACUGUUGAGAACCACGAGAGUGAAAUGAAAGAUUUGAGAGAUUCUGUUUCAAAAUCCUACCUUGAUCAGAUAAAAGAUUUGAACCGAUUAUUGCAGGCUAAGGAUAAAGAAUUUCUUGAUUCUAGUAGGAUAUCUGCUGAGCAAAAACAUAGGCUGCAAGAUCUUAAUGAAAGACUUAGUGCAUCUGAGCAAUCAUGCAUUGAGGCCAACGAAAUAAUAAAUAGCCAAAAAGCAUCUAUUUUAGAACUGAAGGCCUUACUAGAUGAGGAACGUGAUCAGAGAAAAGAAGAAAGAGAAAAGGCUGCAUUAGACCUGAAGGCUUCUAUACAGAGAGUUCAGGUUGAAGCACAGGAGGAAAUCAAAAGAUAUUCCGAUGCUGCCUUGCGACGUGAAAAAGAGCAGCAAGAAAUGAUUAACAAACUACAGGAAUCAGAGAAAGAGAGGUGCUCGCUCGUGGAAGCAUUGAGACUAAAAUUGGAAGAAACCAGACAGAAACUUGUAAGUUCAGACAAUAAAGCUCGCCAGCUUGAGGCGCAAAUUCAUGAGGAGCAAUUUGCUUCCUUCACCAACAGAAAAAGAAUGGAUGAACUGGAGCAUGAAGCAGAGAUUUUGAGGAAAGAGCUUGAGAGAGAAAAGGCUGCUCGAGAAGAAGCAUGGGCAAAAGUUUCAGUUCUUGAACUGGAGAUCAAUUCUGCUAUUAGAAACCUAGAUUUUGAGAGACGCAGAUUGAAAGCUGCCCGAGAAAGAAUCAUGCUUCGAGAGACACAGCUUCGGGCUUUCUAUUCAACCACAGAGGAGAUAUCAGUUCUGUUUGGAAAACAGCAGGAACAGUUAAGAGCAAUGCAGAGGACAUUAGAAGAUGAGGAAAAUUAUGAGAAUACGUCGAUGGAUUUGAACCUCGAACCAAUUGAACGCAAUGCUAAUGCGUCAGUGGUCAGGGAGAGAGGAGUUGGAGAGGAUUGCGACAAUGGUGGUGCUUCUAAGGUGGGCUCUACCCACCGGAAUAUUUUUGGAGGAACAUCAAGUGAUGCAAGCUUGACAGAGAAGCAUGAUUGCACCAUCCGAAGCCAGCCUGAAGAUGAUGAGACCCAGGAGGUAGAGUUCACCAGUGGUGAACAGUGCAAGCAACAGCAUGCCGCCUUUGGUUCUGAUAUCGACACGCCUAUCAUGGAGGGAGAUCCAGUUGGAACUGAAAAAGUCCAUGAAUCAGGUGAUCAUCUCAACCACCCCCACCACCACCUUUUAGGAUCCGAAACAGUGGUUGCGACGGGAAGCCAAACAAGUAACAUGAAUAUGGAUUUAAACACCUUUGAUCGCGGGGAGGAGGAUACGUUGAAUCUGGAGGCCAAUAAGAAUAUUGAACCAGAGAAGAAUCCCGUAGCAGUUCAGAAUGGUGGAGAUGAAGUGGGAGAAGAGACUAUACGAGCAGCUUGUCUCUUGGUAGAAGUUGCUGGGAGCUGGGCAUGCAGUACUGCCCCAUCUGUUCAUGAAGAGAAUAAUGAUUCUCAGAGGAGUAGGAGUAGAGCUAUUAAGGAUAGCAUUUCACACGUGGCAGAGAGUCAAUCCUCCAAGGCAAAUUCUGCUUCUACAAAUAGUAGACGGGAUCACGAGCAUAAAGCACUGAGUGAGUUGAUUGGGAUUUUGGCUCCGGAUCUGAAGGAGCAGUUCGGUUACAGUGAGGAUGAAAGUGACGACGGGAUUGCUUCUAAUUCUGAAACGCAAAGUUGCACAGGCAAUGAUGAUGAUGAUGUGGCGGAUACUGAAGUUGGGUCAGAUGCUGCAAUGAAUGAUAAUGAUGAUGAUGAUACUCAGGAAGGUUCCAUAGGAUAACAAGGAAAGUAAUGAUGCAUGUAAAUAGGUAGAGGUGGUUUUGAAUUCAUGUCUUCUAUUCUUUCUCCUUAUAAAUCUCGUCUUGCACUGAUCAUUGUGGAACUGGCAUCAUUUUAUUUUUUAAGGGAAUUGGUAAGAUCAAAGCUUGUCAAUUUUAAUACUCAAAUGGUCUCCACCCC
Messenger RNA from Cuscuta europaea, 4985 nucleotides. Lineage: Eukaryota; Viridiplantae; Streptophyta; Magnoliopsida; Solanales; Convolvulaceae. The record is from the annotation of a GenBank genome assembly.